This is a messenger RNA of Scomber japonicus (chub mackerel), 1362 nucleotides long. It is a transcript of the gene chia.1, whose product is annotated as chitinase, acidic.1. The record is from RefSeq and is a predicted model, not a curated record. The transcript has 11 exons. Gene Ontology annotation, biological process: chitin catabolic process; carbohydrate metabolic process. The coding region runs from base 1 to 1362 and encodes 453 amino acids. NCBI's taxonomy places the organism in Eukaryota, Metazoa, Chordata, Actinopteri, Scombriformes, Scombridae. Gene Ontology annotation, cellular component: extracellular region. Gene Ontology annotation, molecular function: chitin binding; chitinase activity.
AUGAGGAAACUCCUAACAGCUCUGGGCCUUCUGGUCACCCUGCACAUCGCUACAUCCAACAGGCUGGUGUGCCACAUGACAAACUGGGCCCAGUACAGGCCAAGCAGUGCCAAAUUCAUGGCAGAAAACAUCGACCCCUUCCUGUGCACACAUAUCAUCUACACCUUGGCCACCAUCGACAGCUUCAACCAGAUCUCCACCACCGAGUGGAAUGAUGACCAGCAGUUUGCCAUGCUCAACAGGCUCAAGAAUGCUAAUCCUGCAUUGAAGACUCUGCUGUCUGUCGGAGGAACAGUCAAUGGACUAAGCCCAUACAUCGCCAUGGUUGCCAAGUCUGACACCCGUGCAGACUUCAUCACGUCAGCCAUCAGCUUCCUGCGCGCCAAUAACUUUGAUGGGCUGAACCUGGCCUGGGAAUACCCUGGACACAACGGCAGCCAUGAUGAUGAUAAAGAGAGGUUCACUGCAUUGGUCUCGGAGCUGGCUGCGGCCUUUGAGGAUGAUGCCAAAGAAAACAGGAAGACUCGGCUGAUGCUGUCAGCCAAUGUUGCUGCAUUGCGUCAGACCAUCAUCAAAGCCUACGAGGUCGACAAGAUUGCACCUCACUUUGACUUCAUCAAUGUGAUGACCUAUGACUACCAUGGACACUGGGAGAAAACUACUGGACACAACAGUCCACUGUACAUGAGCAGAGUGGACACACCAUCUCAGUAUUUCCAGAAUAUAAACGAUUCUAUAUCUACCUGGUUGGGUCGGGGGGCACCAGCUGAGAAGCUGCUACUAGGUUUCCCGACUUAUGGAAGAACAUAUCGUCUUCGCAGCGGUGACACCAGCCUGGGAGCUCCAGCUAAUGGCCCAGCUGAGGCCGGACCCUACACUCGCACUGCCGGCUUCUGGGCUUACUAUGAGAUCUGUGACUUCUCCAACGGUGCUGAUGUUGAAUGGAUCGAUGAACAGCGCGUUCCAUAUGCCACUUAUGGCAGUGCAUGGGUGGGCUAUGAUGACAAGCGCAGCUACUCUUCCAAGGUCCAGUUUAUGACUAAUAUUGGCCUGGGAGGUGCUCAUGUGUGGGCUAUGGACAUGGAUGACUUUGCUGGAUCCUUCUGCUCAGACGGAGCUUAUCCUCUUGUCAACCACCUCAGGCUUUCAAUGGGCUUCCCCCCUAAGCCCACCACCACCCCAGCACCUACCACCACCAAGGACCCCAUAGCCUCCUUUUGUCAGGGCCGCCUUGAUGGCCUGUAUGAGAAUCCAACUGAUCAAACCACCUAUUUCCAGUGCUUCAAGGGAAACACCUACAUUCACCACUGCCAGCCUGGCCUCAUCUACUGGGACUCCUGCAAGUGCUGCGACUGGCCCUGA